CGUCCCUCGUUCGGAUUCCCGUACCUGCCGCCUCCUGCUGCCUGCUGUCGGUCUACAUUGGAGCUGAAUCGUUACUCUGCAUCUCUGGGGCGGAAAACCUCGGACCUCUCGCCCUCGUCGACCCCACUGUCAAGGAGAAAAACUACCAUGGCUUCCAGUUCUUUGACAAAACCUCAGAUGCGUGGCCUUCUGGCCAAGCGUCUGCGAUUUCAUAUUGUUGGAGCAUUCGUUGUCUCCUUGGGAGUUGCAGCUUUCUAUAAGUUUGCUGUAGCUGAACCAAGAAAGAAGGCAUAUGCAGAUUUCUACAGAAAUUAUGAUUCCAUAAAAGAUUUUGAGGAGAUGAGGAAGGCUGGUAUCUUUCAGAGUGCAAAGUAAUUUUGGAAUAUAAAGAAUUUCUUUGGGUUGAGUUCCAUGGAAGUUUGUCACUUACCUGUGUUCCUGAACUAUGAACUACUAAUAUCUGGGCUAAGGAAUAGUUUCUCAUGAUAAAUAAACGAUUAACAAAUACUGUGGACACUAAA
Messenger RNA from Balaenoptera ricei (Rice's whale), 521 nucleotides. Its product is annotated as cytochrome c oxidase subunit 6C. Bases 148 to 375 code for a protein of 75 amino acids. NCBI's taxonomy places the organism in Eukaryota, Metazoa, Chordata, Mammalia, Artiodactyla, Balaenopteridae. The transcript is spliced from 4 exons. Gene Ontology annotation, biological process: mitochondrial electron transport, cytochrome c to oxygen. The record is from RefSeq and is a predicted model, not a curated record.